Messenger RNA from Blastomyces gilchristii SLH14081, 1470 nucleotides. RefSeq names its product proline-rich. Lineage: Eukaryota; Fungi; Ascomycota; Eurotiomycetes; Onygenales; Ajellomycetaceae. Gene Ontology annotation, molecular function: actin binding. The coding region runs from base 1 to 1470 and encodes 489 amino acids. The transcript is spliced from 2 exons. The record is from RefSeq and is a predicted model, not a curated record.
AUGCCUCCCCCUCCUCCCCCGCCCCCGCCGCCUCCUAUGGCUGGUGGUCCUCCUCCUCCACCCCCUCCUGGUGGUAACCUACCAGCCAGGCCUAUAGGAAUAACACAAGAUCGGGGUGCCCUUCUUUCAGACAUCUCGAAAGGUGCUCCUCGUCUUAGGAAAGCUGUAACAAAUGACAGAUCAGCACCUAUGGUUGGAAAGUCGUCCGGUGCAUCAAGCGGUCCUCCAAUCGGCGGAGCCCCGCCCGUGCCUGGCAUUCCCAAACCUCCCGGUGGAUUAGCCCCUCCUGUCCCUGGCGGAAAUAGACUGCGGAGUAAUAGUGAUCAAGGUCGUACAGGUGCAGGGGCUGGAGCUGGGGCCGGUACCAAUGCUGAUGAAAGCGGCACACUCCCUUCAGCGCCGCAAUUAGGUGGGUUAUUUGCUGGGGGUAUGCCUAAGCUAAAGAAGCGUGGCGGCAUAGAUACAGGUGCGAGUGCAGAUGCGUCAUAUCUCUCCGACUCUGAAAGCUCUCGGAAGCCAGGCCCUUGGGCUCCCACUGGCACUGCUCCACCACCGCCACCAAACGUUCGUCCGCCACCUCCAACACCGGGCGGUGGCCCUCCACAACCAUCUGAAAACCCUCUAGUUGCAAAUUUACGAAAGGUACCUCCGCAUCCAGCUGGAAGACCAUCAUCCACAAUAUCAUAUCUCUCUACCAAAUCGGCUCCGGAGACGCCUGCACGACCGCCUCCAUUUCUAGGAUCGAAACCUCCUCCUCCCCCCCCGGUCUCUUCUCGAAAGGUCUCGGCUCCACCUCCACCCGCGGCUCCUCCUCCACCACCUUCAUCCGUAUUGCCUGCACCUCCCCCACCGUCUGCUCCUCCACCUCCUCCAGCAGCGGCUGCACCCCGGCCACCCCCAUCACGAUCUACCCCUCCACCCCCGUCUCCCGCCGCUCCGCCUGUUGCCAACGGGGCGCACGCAGCAGCUUCUACAGCCUCAAUAGCAAUGCAGGCCGCUAGAAAUGCUUUCUCGCAAUCAUCUCAUCCACCACCCCCACCGCCGACGUCCGCUCCAUCCGCUCCCCCAGCACCUCCGCCCCCGCCACCGCAAGCAUCCCCUCCCUCUUCUGCGCGAACAUCAUCCUUAUUAUCAACCCCACUCACCUCUCGCCCCUCAUCCUUCGCAGACAAACAAAAUCAAUAUCAAGCACCCCAGCAACAGCAACAGCAACAACAGCAACAACAACCUAACCGCUCCCUGCUCGACCCAAGCAACUAUACCCUUACAAACGGUGGUUCUUCACCGCAUCCCAGCUCUCGAGGCAGUAGUACGCGAAGCAGUUCACAGAGAAUACGGAUCGAGGAUCCAAGAUUUAGAUUCCAGAAUGAGUCGCUAUUUCCGAAACCAAGGGAGUUCCGUGGCGGGCAGAAGUUGUAUAGGGCUGGCAGGGGAAGUAGUGUUCCGUUGGAUCUUUCAGCGUUGGUUUGA